This is a messenger RNA of Apaloderma vittatum (bar-tailed trogon), 1069 nucleotides long. RefSeq names its product nucleus accumbens-associated protein 2-like. The record is from RefSeq and is a predicted model, not a curated record. Gene Ontology annotation, biological process: regulation of transcription by RNA polymerase II. Lineage: Eukaryota; Metazoa; Chordata; Aves; Trogoniformes; Trogonidae. Gene Ontology annotation, molecular function: DNA-binding transcription factor activity, RNA polymerase II-specific; RNA polymerase II cis-regulatory region sequence-specific DNA binding.
UCCUACUACGGGAUGCCCAACCUGGCCACCCUCAUCCCCAACGUGCAGCAGGUCCAGUACUCGCAGGGGGAGCGGACGAGCCCCGGCGCCAGCAGCAUUCCCACCACUGACAGCCCCACCUCCUACCCACAGGAGGACGAGGAGGACGACGAGGCUUACGACACCAUGGUGGAGGAGCAGUACGGGCAGAUGUACAUCAAGUCCUCAGGAGGCUACGCUGUUGCUCAAGAGAAGCCAGAACAGAUCCCGCUGGAGAACCGCUCCUGUGUCCUCAUACGUCGGGAUCUAGUUGCUCUCCCAGCCAGUCUUAUCAGUCAAAUCGGAUACCGCUGCCACCCAAAACUCUACUCGGAAGGAGAUCCUGGAGAAAAACUUGAGCUGGUUGCAGGCUCAGGUGUUUACAUCACCCGGGGGCAGCUGAUGAAUUGCCACUUAUGUGCUGGUGUCAAACACAAGGUCCUUCUGAGACGUCUUCUGGCCACCUUCUUUGAUCGGAACACGCUUGCCAACAGCUGCGGAACUGGAAUCCGGUCCUCCACGAGCGAUCCCAGCAGGAAGCCCCUGGACAGCAGGGUUCUGAACGCAGUCAAAUUGUAUUGUCAGAAUUUUGCCCCGAGCUUUAAGGAAAGCGAGAUGAAUGUGAUAGCGGCCGAUAUGUGCACCAACGCCCGCCGGGUCCGCAAGCGCUGGCUGCCGAAGAUUAAGUCCAUGCUGCCGGAGGGGAUGGAGAUGUACCGCACGGUCAUGGGCUCCACCACAAACAGUGUCCCCCUGGAUCCCGAAUUCCAGCCCAACACUGCUCAGGUCUUUGAGCAGCGAAUCUAUGCAGAAAGGAGGAGCGAUUCAGGAACUAUAGUAGCCUUGAGAACUAACACGGUGAACGUGGAGCUAAGCAACGGAUCCAACCAGUCCUUCGAACAGAGUGAGGGAUGUACCCCCAACACUGCUCAGGUCUUUGAGCAGCGAAUCUAUGCAGAAAGGAGGAGCGAUUCAGGAACUAUAGUAGCCUUGAGAACUAACACGGUGAACGUGGAGCUAAGCAACGGAUCCAACCAGUCCUUCGAACAGA